Anas platyrhynchos (mallard) is the source of this 4675-nucleotide messenger RNA. It is a transcript of the gene KCNS2, whose product is annotated as potassium voltage-gated channel modifier subfamily S member 2. The record is from RefSeq and is a predicted model, not a curated record. Gene Ontology annotation, biological process: action potential; protein homooligomerization; potassium ion transmembrane transport. Gene Ontology annotation, molecular function: voltage-gated potassium channel activity; protein binding. Gene Ontology annotation, cellular component: voltage-gated potassium channel complex; membrane. NCBI's taxonomy places the organism in Eukaryota, Metazoa, Chordata, Aves, Anseriformes, Anatidae.
GCAGAAGACCUCCCCCCGUCCCCACAGCCGGCCAGGCAGCCUCACACCCACCCCCCCGCCCAGGGGCGGCUGCGCCAUGCCGCCCCUCCCCAGGCGGUGAGGUCGGAGCGGCGGGGAAGAAGGGAGGAGAGGGCGGCCCCCGCGGGGGGUCGUCGCCAUGACGAGAGGCAGCGCCGCCGCCGCCGCUGUCCCUUCAGCACCGCGGCGGGAGGAGGAGGCGGCGAUGGCGGGACGCGGGCGGGGGCCGUCAGGGCGCCGCGGCCGCUGAGGGAGCACGGUUUUUACUCCCUGUACCCCCCUGGAAGGAGCUCACUAUGACAGGGCAGAGUCUGAAGGCUUUAUCUGAGGCAAAUUUCGAAGACAAUGAGAUCAGCAUCAACGUUGGAGGCUUUAAGAAAAAGAUGAGAUCCAACACAUUGCUAAGGUUCCCCGAGACCAGACUGGGCAAACUGCUGAGCUGCCACUCGAAGGAGUCGAUACUGGAGCUCUGCGACGACUAUGAUGACACCAAGAAUGAAUUUUAUUUUGACAGGAACCCUGAGCUCUUCCCUUAUGUGCUACACUUUUAUAACACUGGCAAGCUCCAUGUGAUGGGUGAACUCUGUGUGUUUUCUUUCAGCCAGGAGAUUGAAUACUGGGGAAUCAAUGAAUUCUUUAUAGACUCAUGCUGCAGUUACAGCUACCAUGGGAGGAAAAUGGAGCCAGACCAAGAGAAAUGGGAGGAACAAAGUGACCAGGAAAGUACCACAUCGUCUUUUGAUGAGAUCUUGGCAUUCUACAAUGAUGCCUCAAAGUUUGACAAACAACCCUUCGGAAACAUCAGGAGGCAGCUCUGGCUGGCUUUGGAUAACCCUGGCUACUCAGUCUUAAGCCGAAUCUUCAGUGUCCUUUCAAUAGUGGUGGUGCUGGGCUCCAUCGUGACCAUGUGCCUGAACAGCCUCCCAGACUUUCAGAUUGUUGACAGCAACGGGACCCCCGAGGAGGACCCUCGCUUUGAAAUCGUGGAACACUUUGGUAUUGCAUGGUUCACUUUUGAACUGGUGGCGAGAUUUGCAGUAGCUCCUGACUUUUUAAAAUUUUUCAAGCAUGCCCUGAAUUUGAUUGACCUAAUGUCUAUCCUACCAUUUUAUAUUACCUUAAUUGUCAACUUGGUGGUGGAAAGUAGUCCGACCUUGGCAAAUUUAGGCAGGGUUGCACAAGUCCUGAGACUCAUGAGGAUCUUUCGCAUCUUAAAGCUUGCUAGACACUCAACAGGUCUCAGGUCUCUUGGAGCCACCCUGAAGUAUAGCUACAGAGAGGUAGGGCUUCUUUUACUUUACCUCUCUGUUGGCAUCUCCAUUUUCUCAGUUGUGGCUUACACCAUUGAAAAAGAAGAGAACGAGGGGUUAGCCACCAUCCCUGCUUGUUGGUGGUGGGCUACGGUUAGCAUGACCACGGUUGGCUACGGGGAUGUUGUGCCAGGGAGCACUGCUGGCAAGUUGACGGCAUCUGCAUGCAUCCUAGCCGGUAUCCUAGUGGUAGUGCUUCCCAUUACACUGAUCUUCAAUAAAUUCUCCCACUUCUACAGGCGUCAGAAGCAGUUAGAGAGUGCCAUGAGAAGCUGUGAUUUUGGCGAUGGCAUGAAAGAAGUUCCAUCGGUCAAUUUAAGGGACUACUAUGCUUAUAAAGUUAAAUCCCUUAUGGCCAGUCUUACCAAUAUGAGCAGGAGUACCCCCAGUGAGCUGAGCCUGAACGAUUCACUGCAUUAGUGUACAAGUUUGACAGCAGUUUGCAUGAGAGCUAUCAAGAGCUAUGUUUAUGAAUGUUUUCCUAUUUGUCCUUUUUUUUUUUUUUUUUUUCCCUAGAGGGUAAUGUUGCUGACACUGCACUAACUUUGCACUUGAGAAACUAAAGAAAUUUAUAUUACAAGUUGACAGUUUGCACAUCCUCAUCCUGUUGCAUCGGUACUGAAUGCUGACCUUUUCAUACAAGUGUUACCACUGCCAUGGCAUUAGUGCUAGCAGUAUAGUGAUGAUUUGCUACUUUGUGCACUUCCUCAUUUGAGCAGAGAAAUGAGCGUACCCGAGUGGAAUAAAAAUUCUCAGCUGUGAAACUAGGGAUGAACAAAUCACCUAUCACCUAUACUGGUAUCUGUACUAGUUCAAGACCAUCACGAGGCAAGUGUAGGACUUCUGAUGCAUUUUAUAACCAUUUUUAAAGAAUCACCUGUGACUCACUGACAUGGCAACACUUUUCCCCUUCUUUCUGACUGGUAAUUCUGCUCGUCACGUGUCUGAACACACCUCUGAGCUUCACAUUUCAGUGGAAGUUUGCUUACUCUUUAGCACACAUGUUAAAAACUGGGUGUUCUUGUUUUGAAAUGCUGUGUACAGUAGUACUUUUUAGAAGCUCCUCAGCAUAGACCUACCUCUGUUUCCAACAUUAGGUCAACACCGAGCCCUCUGGAGAAGCCCAACCCUCAUUUUCAGAUAGCUGCAUAUUCAAAGACUUCCUCAAGUGACUGUAGGUGCAGAGGGGCAUGAAGACAUCUCAGGUUUCUCUUUUCAGAAGGGAUGUGCUCACCGCUUGGUUCCAGUGAAAUGCUCUGCGUUUCAGCCCAUCAAAAUGGUUCUGAGAUUAGCCACACAAAAACGUGGGUUUUCAACAAUUAGGAGCUCCAGUGGAAAAUCUGGAUUUGUUUAAUGAAGAGAAAUAUUCCCACAUGAACAGUACAGGCAGCAUUUUAGGAACUGACAUUCAUAUACUGCAAAAAGACUAAUUAUAAAGUUGCCAUAUGUGAUGCUGAGAUACAAAAUCUAAUUUUAUCAGGAAAGCUUGAAAGCAGGUGUUGAUGGCAGCCAAUUCCAUUACGCUUUCUGCCAAGGAAACUCUAAGGGGGAAAAAAAAAUACCCUGCAAGUCACAUUUUCCCUCUGAAAAGAACUCACAAGUUACAGCUAAGACUGUAAGGGCCUAAGAAAAGAACAGAUACAGAAAAAGAGCUUAAUACUGCACUCACUGUGGGCAGAUCCUCCCACCCGGUUUUGUGACGUAGCCGGUUUAAAUCCUCUCAAGGGCUGGCCUGUACUUUUUCAAGUCUUUUUCUUCUAAGAGAGCAGAUCAUCUGGGUUCUCAAGAGUAACCGUGAAUCUGCAUAAACUUGUUGUUUGAGUGAUCAGCCUUUUCCCUUACGUAAUUGUACAGAGAUCAAACACUUGUAGCCAACGGGUAGAGCCUUCACAUUGCUGGUGUGAGCUCUGCUAUGAAACAAACUCCUGGCACUCAGAGGGCAGAGCGGCAUUUCUUUUCAAAUCCUGCAAUUUUUCUGCCCCAUUUAUUACACAUUUUGCUACUUUUUUAUUUAUAUUUUUUCAUGUGAAGACUAGAGAUGUUCAGAAAAAUUAAAACUGGUUAGGACAGAAAAUACUAGAGCUAAAUUAGUCCUGUUUGGAAGCCUGUGCUUACAUACCGUAACAAGGAGUGGCACCCAAAUUAAAGCCACCCAACUGGCAGAAUAAAGCAAAUAUGGUAUGGAUAUAUCCUUUUUUUGGACUGUUAGGGGUUGCUGUCUGGUCUGGAUCUUUUGGUGGUGGUGAUUGUAUCAGCUCCACCUAAAACCAGAAAGCUGAGCACCCAGGACCAGAUUCCAGUGAUCUGUCGAAGGAUACACAGUGGGAAAUAACUUAUACCUCACCCCACUUCUCCCCAAAAAAUUCCCUUUGAACACCCUCCCUGGAGGUCAAUAAGCCAGGAAUUGUGAGGAAAACAGGUCCCUUACUAGACUUACCAAAAUAAAAUGUGAACAGAUUUCAGCAUAGCCUGUACAAGCCAUGAAGUCAGUAGGCAAGAAGUUGCUUAGUAUCUCCAAACUGUCAAAAAAGCCUUAUCCAUGGCCCUGAAGAUUGACUUGGAUAACACAAAUUAGGACAUCCAAACUUGGGAUUUUUGGCUAAGAUUUCUUACUUCUGGAAGGCUGGUUCAAGUUCUUUACUGGGUCUUCACAGGCACAAAUACAAUUGUCUUAUCCCUUCUUCGUAUUGCAUGAGUCUAAACUAUCAUACACCUACAAAUACCCACCCAAAACAUGGCACAGCACCUGUUGGAUUGAAACUCUGUGAAAGAAACAAGAGAAGGAAGAGAAGGGUUUGUGUAGCACAUCCACCCACUCCAGGCAGGUUAAAUACUGCCAGGGAGGCAAAAUCUCCCAUUGGUGUCGAGGCCAACACGGCCCCCAUCGGGUCUGUUGCUUUGGGGCCUGCAGAGAACCUCGCUAAGGUUCUCUUAAACCCUAAGCAAUGGGUUUAUCUCAGUUUCACGAGCAGUAGAUUCACGGAGUCCAAAACCAGUGACUUUCAGGGAAGUUAUUUGAGGAGACCUGUAAACUUGCCAAAGAGUCACAAAUUUCCUCAGCUGUUGUGAGUUUAGCAUUGCACAGGUUGAUUCCAAACUUUGCAACACAUCAUUUCAAUAACCUAUAGCUUAUCUUAUGUUCUAGAUUUAUUACUCGUAGGGCUGAUGCUCUGUCAUUUCUGCAAGUAUUGAAUGGAAUGUGUCCAAAUUGCGUUUUACUAAAGAAAAUGAAAUACCCCAAGGAAUUAUGACUUUUAUUGUACUGGUUGAAAGGAAUUUUCAUUAUUGCUUUUUUAUAUAAGUGCUUUGGAUCAAAGACACUAAAUAAAUAAAGUACUGAAAUUUAA